AGUCUUUUGUGCAUUGCUUUUUAACCACUGGAAAAGAAAAAUCAACAAGAGAAAAGUCCCUAUCCACCCCCCUUUGAUCAAUUAUACCUUCAAAAUUUGGGUGUGGACAAAAGUAUUAGUCCAACUCUUUCUUUGUGGAAACUAGUAGCUAAAUCAGUCUACAAGGGAAACAAACAAGGAAAAGAAAAGGUACAGGGGAAAUGAAAAGCAUGAAGGGAGGAAUUCUAAGGAAAAUCAAGUCCAUUCCAUCAUUAACUUCGUUGAAACACAACCUAGUUUUCCAAGUAAAUCGUCCAAUCCAAUACUUCCAAAGUCACCUAACAGCAAACGAAGAACAUGACAAUGACAUCCCUCCUGAGAUGUUUUGUCAAAACAAUAGUUCUGAUCUUGCAAAGGAUGUCCGAAAAGGAAAACUCCAUACCAACCAAAGUUCAAAGGACAUGAUGUCUACCACAGAUAACAGUAAAAUGGAAAACACUUCAACAUGGGAGACUCAUUCUUGUACAACUGUUCCAUUGUCUGAGCAUGAAGUACAAAUCUUAACAUCUACUCCUCAAACUCUACCAGAAUAUUCAGAUACCAUGGAGAAAAGUAACUCCAAAGACGAGGAAAACAGAGUCUUGGAACUCUCACCACUGUCUAAUUUCGAAGAGAAGUGUCCACCGGGAGGAAGUGACAAAGUAAUUUUCUACACAACAAGUCUAAGAGGGAUCAGGAAAACGUUCGAGGACUGCAACAUAAUCCGGUUUCUGCUAGAAAGCUUUCGAGUUGUCUACUACGAGAGAGAUGUAUCGAUGCACGUUGAAUACAGAGAGGAGUUGUGGAAGAUUCUUGAUGGAAGAGUAGUCCCUCCAAGAAUAUUUAUUAGAGGCAGGGACAUUGGUGGAGCUGAUGAAGUUGUAGGAUUGCAUGAACAAGGAAUAUUAAAGAAACUUUUACAUGGGAUUCCUUUACUUCCUUUAACUUCUCCAUGUAAAGGGUGUUGUGGGAUUAGGUUUGUUUUGUGUUUCAAUUGCCAUGGAAGCUGCAAAAUUACUGAUUCAGAAGGGAAAGCUAAUGAAUUUCCAAGUCGAUGCCCCGAAUGUAACGAAAAUGGACUGAUCAAGUGCCCAAUUUGUAGCUAAUUAUUGGCCAUGUUCUUGUAAAUAUGUUAUCUUAUGGGAAGAUGUAUUAUGUUUAUGAUUUACUUAGAAUCAUUGCAAGGGUUUAAACAUCUAUUGAUCCUAUUCCUAUUAUCAGUUGAUUAGUUUUAGGCCUUGAGGUUUUUUCUCCCUCCCAUUUCACUGAUA
This is a messenger RNA of Nicotiana tabacum (common tobacco), 1289 nucleotides long. RefSeq lists its product as uncharacterized. The record is from RefSeq and is a predicted model, not a curated record. NCBI's taxonomy places the organism in Eukaryota, Viridiplantae, Streptophyta, Magnoliopsida, Solanales, Solanaceae.